Messenger RNA from Tripterygium wilfordii, 878 nucleotides. RefSeq names its product 60S ribosomal protein L17-2. Gene Ontology annotation, molecular function: structural constituent of ribosome. The transcript is spliced from 7 exons. Gene Ontology annotation, cellular component: cytosolic large ribosomal subunit; ribosome. Gene Ontology annotation, biological process: cytoplasmic translation. Lineage: Eukaryota; Viridiplantae; Streptophyta; Magnoliopsida; Celastrales; Celastraceae. The record is from RefSeq and is a predicted model, not a curated record. Bases 121 to 672 code for a protein of 183 amino acids.
CAGUACGGGCAGUGAAGCAAAUUAGGGUUUACAUUUUAUUUAAGCCCCCCUGGCUACGCCUCCUCCAGCUUCAGAUUCAUAAAGGAAGGAGGAGGCAAUUUAGAAUCUCUCGAAGCAGCCAUGGUGAAGUACUCGAAAGAGCCAGACAAUCCCACCAAGUCUUGCAAGGCUAGAGGCUCUGAUCUUCGAGUUCAUUUCAAGAAUACAAGGGAGACGGCGUUUGCAAUUAGAAAAUUGCCGUUGGUCAAGGCUAAGAGAUACUUGGAAGAUGUUAUGGCCCACAAACAGGCUAUUCCCUUUCGGCGCUUCUGUCGUGGUGUGGGACGUACUGCUCAGGCCAAGAACAGACACUCAAAUGGACAGGGACGCUGGCCUCUCAAAUCUGCUAAAUUUAUUCUAGAUUUGCUCAAGAAUGCUGAGAGCAAUGCUGAAGUGAAGGGCUUAGAUGUAGAUUUACUCUACAUCUCUCACAUCCAAGUUAAUCAAGCUCAAAAGCAACGUCGCCGUACAUAUCGGGCACAUGGAAGAAUUAACCCGUAUAUGUCUUCACCAUGUCAUAUUGAGUUAACUCUGUCUGAGAAGGAGGAACCGGUGAAAAAGGAGCCUGAGACCCAGCUGACAACAAGCAAAUCAAAGAAGUCUCAAUCCCUGCGCAGUGGUGCUUCUUCUUAAGUCAUUACCUGUUAAGCACAUUAAGGAGUGUUUUUGUAGCUUUUCAUUGGUGAUUUCCAAUUGAUGCGAGUUUUGUUAUAGAAUGAGUUUUUAUUCAGAAGAAUCUAGACUCGCUUGUUUGUUUCAAGCUAUUUUUUCGUUUAAUGUUCUGUGUGAAAGAUUUUCUAAAUUGGAUCUUGACAUGCCUUUUGGUGUUUGCACUUGUG